UCUCACGACAUCAAACAUGAUAAAUCCUUACGGGAUAAUGUCGAACUAUUUUGUUUUCAGAUUACAACGCCUAUGAUGAAACAGGGGCGACAUAUGCAAACGUUUUUUGUCUAAUGUGCAAUAAACCGUCAGGUCAUAAAAAACCACAGAAGUGUAAAAUACAAGCAAGAAGGAAGCAAGAAAUACCUAAAGUUGGACCAAGUUAUAGGUUUAUAUUUGACGUGGAAGCAGACACCACUUCUAAUGACAGAACUGAGAAAGGUUGCAGCACACUGCAAGUAUUUGACCAGUAUCUGGGAACGUGUCGGGAUCUGUUGUGUCCAUUCCAGCGUUUAGCGUACAGAGGGACCUGUAAGCAGAGACAGUUUGUGGCUAACAACCGUUUAUUUCCCGUUGUAGUAAAAGUUAAAUUAUCAAUUCCCUUCCCCAUCAGCAGCUUCAAAUCAUCUGGUGGUAGCCUGUAUGGAACUUUCCUCAAGGAACUGAACUUGACCUCCAAUACAUUUUGCCGAAUACAGAAAUCCUCAAUGGCCUCGUUUUCAAACAGUUUUCACGGCAAUGUCGAAUUUUUGUUAUUAAGUUUAGCUAUUAGAUCUUCCCCUGCCUGUAACGAGGAAUGGAUUGCUGAAUUUAUAGAUUUAAGACAAACGCCAACAAGUACACGAGUAAAUGUAGAAGGUGUUCAGGUUCCCGUCACCAUGGAGACUUCAUUACAGCAAUAUCCAGCAGAGAUACUUUAUAGGAAGACUGUACUGUUCACGUAUGGGGAAGACUGCACAGACUGUUAUACUGUAACCAUCGGAAGGCUGUUUUGCCCACAUGUAAAACUGAGCAAAUCCGAAUAUUGUUUGGUUCAGAAGAAGCUCCACGAUAGUAAUUUAUCCACAUGCCACUCUGGAACAUUGAGUGUUAACGAGAAUUUUGUAAUGGAUCAGAAUGUUGAAACUGGCAUCUCUGCUGAUAUAUUCUAUAUGUGUUGGUCUGAUUAUGAAAGAUUGGCUGGAAAAGUGAAUGACAAUAUUGUAAACGGUGGGAGUUCGGGAAGAAAUAUAUCCAGUGUGCACUUGUUCCUGUUUAUGUAUAUAUCAUUGGUGGUUCGAUACCUUGUACCAUUGUUGUGUAGUUACAGAAUAUGAAAACUAUCAAGGAAUAUAAAAUUGUACGAGUACAGUAGGAGAGGAUGGACAUAGUGAGAGGCUCGUGAAUAUUUUUUGCCCAUGAUAUUUCAUGAUUCAAAUAAAAAUAUAAUGCACUUUCCUCUUAUCACACAAAGUCUAUCGAAAGUCGUCCUUGAAACGCGGCAUUUGCGGCAGAUCAAAAUUAUUUACUCCUAAAGAAGUUCUUUUAAAUUUAAUGACACGGACCAGUUACUGUUCGUACAUGGAACACUAGGAAAGUUCUCCAAUGAUAAUAUAAUCGUAAGCUGGUGUUCAAAAGCCAGGAGCGAGAAACCUAUGGAAUAAUGUUUUAUAUGUAUUCGUGCGGCAUCGGUAAAACUAUCAUUGGCAAGAGAAAUAAAUAGAAUGAGACUUUAGGGAAGAUUGGCAAUUCAUUUGUUGAGUUGUGUAUAUACUCUUGGUACUCAUACAUAUCAAACGUCAGUGCCACCAACUGGGCACUGCGUUUGUUAUCAACAGAAAGACUUUGUUAAUAAACACACCAGUCCAAAUAUCAGUAGCUUUAUUUUACAAAUGUGUAUUGUUUGUUAUAAAAGUAAUUAUCACAUGUUUGACGUCGCGGGAGUGUAAUAAAGCCAUUAAAUAAAAAUGAUAAUACACUAGUGUAAUAAAGCUUUGACGUCGAAGUAUAUCUCAGUUGCUCCCAAGAAAUUGCGAAACAUGAAAGUUUUUUGUGCACACAACUAUCGAGUCUAUAUGAGACCAGAAUAAAACUGAAACUUUCAACAUUCACUGCUUUCGUGGAUUUUAGGAAAAGCUAUGGCUCUAUCCGUACAGGCCAUCUCUUGCAGAAGCUUAGCAAUAUGGGAGUUGAUGGCAAUAUGUUUGAAGCAGUAAAAUCUCGGUAUAAUUUAUACAUCAGCUUGUGUCAAGGCCAACUCAAGUUUGUCUGAAUUGUUCGAGGCAAAAUCUGG
Messenger RNA from Mercenaria mercenaria, 2092 nucleotides. RefSeq lists its product as uncharacterized. Bases 114 to 1136 code for a protein of 340 amino acids. The transcript has 2 exons. The record is from RefSeq and is a predicted model, not a curated record. NCBI's taxonomy places the organism in Eukaryota, Metazoa, Mollusca, Bivalvia, Venerida, Veneridae.